AUGGCACAGGCUGUCUUUGACGAUCCCUGGACCCCCCUAGCUAACAUACUUUACCCGUCUACAGCGGCCCUGCAUGAGACGUUCGCAGCAGACAGCACAGCGGUCGGUACGGGGGACAUGGCUAGUGACUUUCCUUUUGGACUCUCAGGCCAAGAGCAGUCAAUCGUGCAUAGGAUGUACAGUUCCUCUACCGGGACAUCUACGGAGCCUCCCUACCUUGACUGUUUCUCAUCCGCGGUUGCAGUGAAUCCGGCUAACCACGAAUUGACAGGACUUCAUGACUUGGGCUUGGAGACAACUGAAGACGCUUCAGCAAGCGACGAUGACCUAUGCAGGGCCAUUCAAAGCCAUGAAGAGAUUAUCCAGAAAGAUGAAAGAUUCCAAAGAGUUGAUGUUGAGGAGGUCCAUUGGCAACAUGACAUCCCGCCGGGCGGGGGCUUCAAUGCCGAUAUACUUGGAUCCGACAAUUCCGAUCCAAAUGAAUUGGAUACUCUUGUCCGGCAGCUACAGUUCCCAGACGAUAGCCAGGAGAUGAUUGGACGUCUCUUCGUGGGGCACACGUCCAAUAUACUGUCUAUCAGGGAAGACGAAAACAUGGACCCAUGGCAAGGGCUUGUCUGGCCUAUGACGCGUGAUUGUCCUGCGCUUUACCACGCUCUAGCCGCAAUGACGUGUGCACACAUAAGCAAUACCCAACAGCAACUUAAUCUACUCAGCAUGAAGCAUCUAAAUCUUAGCGUCCAAGCUCUCGUCAUCAGUAUGAACAACAGCAGGAUGUCCUUGGAGGCUGCCAUUGCCACCAGGCUCGCCCUUGCCUUCGCCGAGUCCUGGGAUUGUCACGCAUCAGCAACGGGGAUCACUCAUCUCAACGAUGCUCAAGUACUCAUUCAACGGGCUAUCCAGGAACGCUUUGCUUCGGGGCCUAUAAACAGUGAACUGGAAUGUCUAAAAUUCCUUAUCAAUACCUGGUUGUACAGAAACGUCCUUGCUCGCUUGACAUGUACCGAGCCUACAGGUACCACGAUCGCCGAGUCCGUGACCACAUACACUUCUAUACUGCCUCAUAUAGACGAAAAGGAGAUUGAUCCGCUCAUGGGCUGUGGUACUGCACUCUUUCCAUCAAUUGGCCGCCUGGUGGAGCUUGUCCGUCGCGUCCGCGGCCGACCGGAGAAUCGCAACUCUCCUGCGAUAAUCUCGAAAGCUAUUGAGAUAAAGAUGGCUCUUGAAGGCUGGGUCUCACCCGUAGACUCGGACAGCAAGAGCUCAAAUAUUUCCGACUUAAUACAGACCGCAGAGGCAUACCGAGGCGCUGCGCUUCUACUCCUUCGGCAAGCAGUCCCGGAGCUUCCUGCCUCAUGUUCAAUAUCGAAAUUAGCGCAGAAAACUCUCGUCUUUCUCGCCACCACACCGCCAUCAUCUCGGACGAUACAUGCGCAAAUAUUUCCGUUGAUGAUAGCAGGCUGUGAGACGUUCGACGAUGACGAUCGAGAGUGGGUUCGUCAGCGCUGGGAGCUCAUGUCCCGACGCUUGAUGACCGUGGUACCAUAUCGAUGUAGAGAUAUGACAAUAGAGGUAUGGCGAAGGAGGGACGAAUUUGAGACACGCCACGGCCUACGUGACCUGAUAAAAGCUCACCGACCUUUUCCCAUAAUAAGCCGUCGCGCGAUGGAUACCACGACGCUUUACGAUUCACUCCGUGUUCCUCAGAGCAAUAUUGACAGCACUAUAAGUCAAGAGGGACUGAAGCCGCCUUCUGCGGAAACACGGUCAGGUCCAAGGUCAUCGGAUUUCCCGGACUCGGCUGCAUUUCAGAAAGGGACAGAUCCUGUCACAAGGGCGGGGUUUAUCAACUAUACCAUUAAAGGGAACAUGUUAGACGUUGAAAUCAACUCAGCUUUUUUCAGUGGGCCGCUUCUACCGGAGUUAUUACGCCGAGUUAUGGAGUAUCUCAGUGAUGAUCUCCCUUCUCUGCGAUCGGCAGCCUUGGUGAACAAGUCAUGGGCUGCGGAAGCCAUCAGUGUCCUUUGGCAACAGCCACCGGUGGAAGCCUUAGCCUCGAGCCUAGACCACCACCGCCAAUUCUACGCGCGUCAGGUUCGUGAGCUAAAUUUUGGGGGUUCAGAGGACGGAAAGCAACAUGCACGUUUCCGUACGCUAGAGUUCCCAAGGCUAAAGCGUCUGACAAUCGACUCGUAUAAUCCAGGAAAUGGAGAAAAAUUAUGGCUUGGUCAAUACAUACAACCGAGCUUGGAAGAAUUCAGGUUUUAUGGGUCUGAGCCGGCAGAAGACUUGCUUAACCAACUGGAAACGCGUUGUCCACGAUUACAGAGCGUUUUGAUCGAUUAUGCAUUCGAGGGAAUAAACACCGGGCGCCUAAUACAAUUUUUCGACUGUUGCAGAUCUCUGAGAUCAAUCCAUCUUCCAUCUUUUAUGGAUGCUUUCGUCGACGACCAGAUGCUUGCCUACCUUGCCCGUCAUAAUGGUCUUGAGGAAUUGGAAUUGGGAAAGACCAUCACCUAUGGGAUGAUUGAGAGAGCCUUUGAUGGGGUAGAGGCCCCUUUCCAGUCUAUCCAGCGCCUCACAGUUCAAUUGAAAUCGAAAGCAGUUGAACCCCUCACUGCAGCUAUUAAAUCUGCUACUAAUCUUGUAUUGACCGUGGACGAUAACGAGCUGAGCCCUUUGCCACUGGUCAAGUCCCUGUCAAAACUUACUGAACUUGACAUUGUAUUUUGUCAGGAAGGAGUCUGGCCCGCCACAGACCUACUUGCACUCAAGGGAUUGAGGAAUUUACGCAGACUGUGUAUAUCUUCAUUGGAGGACCCCCCAGCGUUCCCCGCAUUCACAGACCAAGAGUUCAUCCAGAUUUUCGAGCAUAUGCAUCAUCUCCAGGAGUUGGUAUUUCAGAUCCAGUGCAAAUUGUCAAUAGUAGCGAUCACUUCGCUAGGAACGCAUUGCCGUGAACUUGAAUCUUGUGAGAUAUUUGGUUCCUAUGACUUGCAUGGCUGGUCAACCAUCGAACGACCGCUCUUUCCACAGUUAAGACAGCUUGACCUCGGAGCAGCAGUAUCUGGGGAGCGAGCAUCAGAAUCAUCCUCAUUGGCUACAAACGCCCAGGUGCUUGCGCAACUAAUCGCAGAGCAUGCACCAAAACUGGAAGAAUUAUACCUACAGGAUGAUGAUGAAUUUUCCAACGAGGUGGUGGCAGCGUUCAAAGCCCAGACUGGUAACGAAUACAACUCAUAG
Molecule: messenger RNA, 3243 nt
Organism: Aspergillus bombycis
Lineage: Eukaryota; Fungi; Ascomycota; Eurotiomycetes; Eurotiales; Aspergillaceae
Exons: 3
Coding region: 1-3243 (1080 amino acids)
Biological process (GO): positive regulation of transcription by RNA polymerase II
Cellular component (GO): nucleus
Molecular function (GO): transcription cis-regulatory region binding; DNA-binding transcription factor activity
Source: RefSeq, a predicted model, not a curated record